Exophiala viscosa is the source of this 1292-nucleotide messenger RNA. RefSeq names its product alpha/beta hydrolase fold-domain-containing protein. Gene Ontology annotation, molecular function: hydrolase activity. Bases 222 to 1292 code for a protein of 356 amino acids. The transcript has 3 exons. The record is from RefSeq and is a predicted model, not a curated record. NCBI's taxonomy places the organism in Eukaryota, Fungi, Ascomycota, Eurotiomycetes, Chaetothyriales, Herpotrichiellaceae.
CCCCAUGGGCGGUCGUGCUCUUCCCCCGGAAUCGUCCUCUUGAGAAGGCAGGUCGUUUCGCUAAGCGGAGAAAGCCCCAGUUUUUUCUAAGCGACCCCCGGAGAUCCGGAGAUUCACGAACUGCGAAAUGCAGGUUGCAAGCCCCACUCCCUCUUUAUCAUGUAGGUCGAAGCGCUUUUACCCCGGUUUACGCGGCAGGCAGUGCUGCAGCCGCAAUCGGAAUGGCAGACUACAGUGAUUUCGGAAGCCCCUGCGAGGAUUGGCUCAAUCUAACCCGGGACAACGCCAUUGUACCACCUGUGCCGUUGCUUCAGACUAGAGAACAGUCUCGAGCCUUUCGUGCCGCGGGCAAUGAGGCUCGAUACAGAGCAAGCAAAGAGGCAUUGUCAAAGCUAGGCGGGCUUGGUGUCAGCAUACAGACGGUGUCCAUUCUCUGUCGUGACUUUCAAGAGAUCGGCGCCCGCAUUUAUCGGCCUUCUCCGAGCGCGAGCAGUCGAGAGACGACAGCUGCUUCACUCCAGGAUGGAGACUCGUGCAAAGUCUUGCUCUAUUUUCAUGGCGGUGGCUUCCUCAGCGGCAGCUUGUCGACCGAGGACGCGGUAUGCGUGCAGCUGGCCAACCAUGGCAAUGUCGUGGUGAUCUCGGUCAACUACAGGCACACCCCUGAGUGGACGUAUCCAACCCAAUUUGACGACGCCUGGGCUGCCAGAUGCCAGAUUCUUCAUGAACCACAGACCCUAGGACUGCCCCCAAAUAUCGCCUUGUACGUGGCUGGUAUCAGCAGCGGUGCCAAUCUGGCGGCAAGUCUCACGGUACGAGAGAGGAUUACGGACGAUGUCAAGAUCAAGGGCCAGGCGUUGUGGAUGCCAUGGCUGUGUCAUCCCGACAGUUUCCCAACACACGCAAUCGUCAGCCCCGAGAAAUCAUCCCCAAUCCAAUGCAGAGACGCUCCGCUGCUUUCAUAUUCUUUGGUCCAGGCUUUCGCCGAGAUGCUCCAGGUCGACGAGAAUGGUAUCAGUGACAUGAUCGUCAACCCCUUACUCUGCAGCGGCACAGUGCUGGAGCGAAUGCCACCGACACAUAUCCUGGUCUGUGGCAACGACCCGCUAAGGGACCAUGGGAUGCUCUUUGCGGACAAAUUAGAUUCUGCAGGCGUCCCAGUUCGAUCGGAGAUCUACCCUGGACUCCCUCACGGGUUCGGAAGGAUAAAUGGUCUGAAGAGCAACAAGGCCUGGGAUAACGAUAUGGACGAAGGGUUACAGUGGCUACUGCAGUCUCACCAUAAAUUGUAG